Messenger RNA from Argentina anserina (silverweed cinquefoil), 1330 nucleotides. RefSeq lists its product as uncharacterized. Bases 137 to 1093 code for a protein of 318 amino acids. Lineage: Eukaryota; Viridiplantae; Streptophyta; Magnoliopsida; Rosales; Rosaceae. Gene Ontology annotation, molecular function: protein binding. The record is from RefSeq and is a predicted model, not a curated record. The transcript has 7 exons.
UGCAAAGAGAAAGCAAGAUCAGAUAUAUAAGCCAAUGCCCACGAAAAUUUGAUUCCUUUCCCCCAAAAUCACUGCUUUUAGAUUCUAGGGUUUCUUCUCCACCCCCUUCUUCUCUUCUCCAAAUUGGGUCGCAGCCAUGUCGAAGCACAGGGUCACCAUCACCCUCGGUCGCUCUGGUCAGGUUGUGGAGAGAGGAGGAACAUCAGACACUGCCCAAAUGCGUGGGGAUAGAGGUAUGGUUUCGGGAGGUAUACGAUCGAUGGGAGACAGGCUUGGGAGUAAUGCUCAUGGCAAGCGGCAACGAGGAGAUGGAAUAAAAUGGAGAGGGGGUGACGAUACAACAUUACAUGAUUCACGAAUCAGUCGAAAUGACCUCAGAUUGAAACUGUUGCGCAAAAGAUCAUUUAAGAAAAAUGCGGGAGGUAUUGCUGAGCGCAAGCAGAUGGUCCCGCGCCCAAAGCUAUCCAAACCUGCUCAUUCUGCAGUAAGGUAUCAGAUGCCACAUCGUGAGUCAGAAAGAAAUGAGAGUAGUUUCCUGAGAGAAAUUCCUCCCAGGGAAAGUGCAGUUGAUUUGUACCAUGUAAAUUCACAAAGGAACCUCAACCCUUCUCAAAGUAGAGAAGGAUUCCGAGCUAGAUCCCCUGAUUGCUUUCAGAACAUGUCUUACAGGCCAUCACCACAAAGAAACUAUGGUGAGCAACAGUCAGCAUCAUCAUUCAGGGCAGUUGAUGCUACUAGAGCUGGCCAGUUCCUCAGAAAUGGUAUGGUUGGUUCAUCUCAGCCAACAGAUUCCUAUAUUUUCCGAACGAAAUCUAACCCUCAUACUGCCAAGCCAGUUGGACAGCCUGCUCCAACAAAUUACGGCAUGCAAAAAGUCUCUUAUAUGGGGGAAGAACCUCUAAGUGUUGCUAGUUUAUUGCAUAGACUUGGAUUGGGAAAAUAUGCUAUUAUUUUCCAGGCUGAAGAAGUAGACAUGAGUGCUUUGAAGCAGAUGGGGGAUAAGGACCUUAAAGAGCUGGGUAUACCAAUGGGGCCAAGGAAAAAGAUUCUCCUUGCACUUCUGGCCCGUGGUAAACGACCACCGGCACCGUAAUUCUUACUCUGAAGCUGCAUUGUAAGCAGCAUAUCUCUUGUUUGUACCUCUUACAUGUUGUAUCAGAGUUGUUGAAUUUGAAGUUGAGGUUUGAGUAGGGUUGUUCACUUGAUUAAUUCUCCCCAUAGGUCUUGUUAAUUUGAACAAGUUUGAUAUACCAUUUGGUUCACAUGUAGAAGAGCAAUCGUAUGUACCUACAUCGUAGUGUUCAACAUGCUAAUCCGUCACUUUUGUAUA